CCGGAAAUUAACAAUCCCGUGAUGUCAGGGGAGUGCUAGCAUAGCAUCGGAAUGACUAAAGUGCCUUUCUCGACUUGGGCUCUGAACCUUUCCACCGGGUACAAGCUGUCAGGUAACAGUUUAGCUCCGACAUGGGGUUGCCGAGGUCUAAGGCUGUCGGAGGAUGUAUCCUUCCGCACGGACGCAAUGAAGCCUCUCACAGGACAUAACGGGAUGCCGCUCGGUUAGUCUCUCCGGAGCCCCGUGGUCAGAUUUAUGUGCUACACAAGCUAGCAGGCUAGUUCAUACGUUGUGGCGAGUUAAUAACAAGCUGCAUUCCGCUGCUUAGGCUGGAAACGAGGAGUUAUGGCGCGGCUGGUGUUGGAGCAACUGUCAGAUUUCGGGGACUAUACUGGCGGUAAAGAGCUGACUGAGAUCUUUAAACUGACGAAUAACAACGAGCUCAAAAACAGUCUGUCAAAUGUUCGCCUGAGCCCAGAUGGACAUCAUGUUCAUGUCAUCCUCUGCAAGCCUAAGCUCGGUCUUGUAACUUUUGACAAGUAUGAAAGACCCCAUCUGGCCCAGAACCAGAAGAAGCUGGAUUUGCGAUUGACCGUGCCGAUUGUGGAUAUCUUAUAUUUGGACCAUAAUAAUAAUAAUAAUAACAGCAGCAGCAGAGGCGCCGCAGCUGUGGCAGUGGUUUAUGAGAAUGGAAAAGCUGAGUUUUGGAGAUUUCAGGAGAGCAAAGCUGGAUGGCAUCUCCUGCAAACAUCAGAUUUGUGCAACAGCCCCAGUGCAAGAGUGGUGUCUGUGUGUGCCUGUUCCAAUCUUAUCAUCUGGUGUGAGGAGAGGCCGCCCUCAGAAAGCUCCCCUGCUCUCAGCUCCACAAGGAAUAAGCUGAGAUACUGUGUUUGCAGACGUGACUUCGAGGUGGAGGAGGGGGCUGUCCGCUUGGGAGGAGUGAAGAUCGCCCUCCACAACAAUCCAAAGUUCACUAUGGUCAGCUCAGGUGAAUAUGUACAUCUUCUUCCUGAUAUGAAAGUGAAGCCGCUGUUGAGUAUGUCCAAAUUCUUUCUUUCCUGGUCCCCUCACCAUGACACCCUCACAGUCAGCACCACGUGUAAAAACACUCCCUUGAAAAGGCUUUCAGCUAAAGAGUCUGACUUGAAGAGGUUGGUGACAGACUGUUUAGGAUAUUUAUCAACUCUUGAACCACCUGAGAUCUACGACUUCUCCCCCACGGCCUGUGGAGGCCUGCUGCUGCUGCUCAGCACAGGGUGGGUGUGUCUUCUGCAGAAAGAUGGGACGCUGCGGAAGGUAUACAAAGUGGCAGACAAUUUCAUGGUAAAAUGUGGCACUCACACAAGCCUCUGCAUGUACCAGGAUACCCUGGCACUGCUGAUAGGGCAAAACCUGCAUCUGAUAGACGUGAACUGUGGCAGAGAGCUGGAAAAGAUAGCACUGAAGAAAGAGGGGCUAUUGUAUGUAAAUCGGGCUGAAAGAUGUGCGCCUCACCUGCUCUCAGAAACUGGACUUUUUGUCGUUGUGAACAGGGAUAUGGACUCCAGAGAUUUCAACUCUAAGCUGAAGCUUUCUGGUCUCGGUGCAGUGGAGAGCAUUCACCCCGGAGCCCUCCUCGUAGAGGCUGUCUUUGAGGAGGCCUGUAAAUACUACCAGCAGAGGAGCCUGAGCAGCACUCAGCUCACUGUGGACACGCUGAAGAAAGGAGGCCGGUUCCAGGCUCCCAUCUCUUUAGCCUCCAUCCUCAGGAUCUACCUCAGCACAGGGUUGAAGCAGAAAGGAGCAGAGCCGUCCCAGAAUGGAGGAGGAGGAUGCACAGCAGGGCAAGACAAGCUAAUGGGCUCUUUGGAGGCUGAGCUCAAGGCUCUGGUCUCUCUGGAGGAGGUGAAGGAGAGUUUAGUGAGGGGGAAUGUUAAGGAGGUGGAGGCAGUGUGUGAGAGUCUUGUUGAGAAAGAAGUAGCCAGGCUGCUGUCGACCUCAGAGCUGAAUAAAGAGGCGCUGCUUUACCUCAACUCCAUCUUCAGCCUCUUCCCCUGCCAGGCGUGGAGAGCAGCACAGGCCGCCCUGCAGCUACACUACCACGAGGAGGGCUCUCUGUCCAGCAGGGCUCCCUCAGACGUGUGGAAAACUGUCCUCAGUCCUGCUAUGACACCCAGCACCCCAUCCUGCCUCCAAUUCACAAACGGCGGGCCAAAACACAAUCAUACCCACAAAGGUGAUCACAUCGCCAACUGCAAUGCCAAACCUACAAGCACCUCUUCUCCAGAUGCCCUGCCUGUGUUUGAGCUCCUCUGCCACUCAGUUUUCCACUUCCAGCCCAGCUGGUUGCCCAGGUUCCUCGAGCUCGUCCAGCAGCAGCAGGGCUCAGCCGGCCUGGGACUGAGCCUGGCCUCUUCCUCCUGGGGCUACUCCGGCGGGAGAGGAGGGGAGGGCGGGGGGAACAACGUGCUGCUCUACAAACGAGCCCUAGGCGUCUUGUCCAGGUUGACCCCAGACAGAGACAAGCGGCAGGACAUGGAGGUGGAGCUGCUGCUGGUCAGUGGGCGGCCUAACGCCAUCCUGCAGGCGCUGAGGAUCCUCAUGGCCAAGCAGCGCUGGGAGCGGGUCACCCAGGUGGCCCAGAAGUUCUGCAAGCAGAGUCCGCUGCUCAACAAGGAGAUUUUCACUACUCUGCUGUGCGAGGUGGCUCAGCACAGAGACCUGGACCCCUAUCUGGAGCUGCUGUGGGCGCUGUGCCCCGAGGACCUCACUGUCACCACCAUUCUCAACUUGGUGUUGAAGAACCUCCCCUGCCCGAACACCCCGCCUUCCUCCUCCUCCUCUUCCUCCUCAUUCUCCAUGUCCAGUACAACCUCCUCAACCCCUGCUCCCUUCACAGACUCCCACAGCAGCCAGUUGACCAUCGGGCUGUUGAAACCUCUGCUGAGAAAAGUGCUUCAGAGGGAGACCAAGCCUAGCCAGCGCUACGCAGACAUCCUCCAGUCACCAUCAUUCCCCCCUCCUGCACCUCCUCGCCAGCCUGCAGAGCAGCCCAGGACUGCCACAGUUCCUAGCACAGAGCCUUCUCUCGCUAACAACAUCGCCCCGUCUUCUCUUGCAGAAACACCCGAACAGCAGCCGUCCACUCACACGGCUGUCCCAAGAGACAGGGUGGCACUAACCACUAACCCUGUCUGAUCCCCAUAGAAAUGAACAAACGCUUAAUAUGGAGAACAGAAACACAAAACAUUCCACACAGCGUUGACAAUCAGAUGAAAACAGAAUCUGUAUGUUACAGACUCCGUCUUGUCCUCUGUGCUCCCUCGCUGCCCGACUCGCAGGACAUUCCACACGUAAUACCUGACUCACAGUUCGAUUUUAAAUUCAAUUUUGGAGGUAAUUCUGUUAGGAGUCGAGUAUGAGUUGGGCACACUGUGACUAGGCGCCCUGCUGCUCGCAUAAGGUCAUGUACGUCUUCCUUCACAGACCCAGUGAGGCUGUAAUGUUACUAGAGAUGUUAGGUCCUGUUAGUUUUCUCUAUGCUCUGGAACUGAUUGCACUUUUAUAUCGCCCCAGUCAGCAUUGUUUGUACCAUGCCGCUGUUGAAAUGAAUGUUUUCUGAUUUUAAGUGCCGAUCAAUGCCUUUUGUUAAUGUUUAAGCUGUGUGUGUAUGU
This is a messenger RNA of Cottoperca gobio, 3653 nucleotides long. RefSeq names its product HPS6 biogenesis of lysosomal organelles complex 2 subunit 3 (gene hps6). Lineage: Eukaryota; Metazoa; Chordata; Actinopteri; Perciformes; Bovichtidae. The record is from RefSeq and is a predicted model, not a curated record. Gene Ontology annotation, biological process: organelle organization; lysosome localization; protein localization to membrane. Gene Ontology annotation, cellular component: lysosomal membrane; BLOC-2 complex. Bases 346 to 3177 code for a protein of 943 amino acids. The transcript has 2 exons.